UGCAGUCAUUAUGAACAACGCGCAGGAAAUGUCGCCCGACUUCGUGUUGAUGCGCCUGGUUUCCGCGGCCGAGGACCGUCUGGACACCGAACACGGGACUGUGGCACUGGGAGGACUGGGGAAGGAUGUCCUGGCUCACAGCGGCGGAAAGGCGGCUCUGGACAUCGGCCGAGAGCAGCGCGCGGGCCUGGAGCGUCCCGGCGGCCGCGCGAACAAAGGCCGUCCGAGCAGGGCUGCACCUGACACCGGGCUCACGGAGGGCCCGGCCCCGCUCAGCCCCCCCUCACACACACCCAGGGAGGCCCAGGGCUACGAGUUCGCUCCCAGCCCCGGCCUGCGGCCUCAGCUGCUGGUCUUCUCCAACAUAAUCCACAACGGAGACCUGAUUCUGGACUUGGACCGUCUGAAUGAGCCGAGGAACGCGCUGGACCAGAACCCGGGCUGCUCCGGUCCAGCUGUCAGCAACAACCCUCUGAGUCUGCAAGGUGUCCGGCAGCACCAGGACCCGCUGGACCAGAGAUGGACCGCACAUCCUUCAGCACCUGCAGAGACCCGGGGAGCUGCGGAGCCGUGCCACCGGCACCGGAUCAUCACGGACACAUCCGACCCCCUGGCCGUGAUCACCGGGGACCGGGAGGGGGCCGUGUUCCAGCUGGCCCGGAGGUUCGGAGAGCUGGGGGUCGGGUCGGUACCCAAGAUGCUGUUCAAAGCAGGUGAGCUCCCGCAGUGCUCGUGUCAGAACGCGCACGGACCGGUGGCUGCAGAGCCCGGGGAUGACCCGACGGAGACCAGCGACGCUUUGUUGGUGCUGGGAGGACUGGGGAGCGGGGACGUGGACUGCUUGGACAUGGACCAGUGUCCAGAGGACGAGGCGGACAACGAGCACGCGCGCCAAGAGUUCUUACUCGCCAGGAAAAGGGAGAUAGCUCAGAAAAUGUCUGGAGCUUUCUCCAUCAGCAGCUUCCAGCUGGAGCUGAGGCGGCGGGUGGAGACCGACCCGGAGCAGGUGUGCCCCUCCGGGAGUAAGACCAAGUCACCCACACCGGUCCAGAGUUCUCCCUGGGCCACGAGCCCGAACCCGAGCCAUGCGUCGACGCCCAGAAGGCGCACGGAGAGGUGCGCCAGCGCGCCGCGGACCCCCACGGGCCGCGCUGCGGGCCGGGACCGAACCCUUAAUGUUCACGGGAAGUCCAAGAAGGGCUCGUUAAAGUUCCGGCUGAGUAAACUGUUCCGGACUAAAAGCUGCAGCGGCUCCAGCCACAUCCUGGACAAGAGGCCCUCGGUGGCGUCCUCAGCCGGGAGUCUGGUGGACGUGGGUCCAUCAGGUGCGGAGCAGGACGCGGACAGCCUCAGCCGGUCCAGACUGACCAGAGCGCACAGUGCCUUCUCUCCAGCCUCCCUCUCUGCCUCUUUCUCUGCUUUUACCGGUGAUACCGUUUCUCUGGUGGAUGUGGACAUCUCACGGAGAGGGAUGAACACGCCACAUCCUCCCACUCCUCCCCCUCCUCCACGCCGAAGUCUCAGCCUGUUGGAUGACUUUGCUGGGCCUCAGCCUGGGCCGUUCCUGGUGAGCGUUAUGGGUGCCUCCCUGCAAUCCCUUCCCCUGCCUCUUCCUCCUCCCCCUCUCCCCUCCCACCCCACCAUCCAGCACAGUGUCAGCCUCAAUGACGCCUUCAUUCGAGCCCUCCCUCAUUCAAACCUAUUGCCGGCAGACGCUCCACCACCCAUCCGACAGGCUCCACCUCCUGUGUUGUGUGCACUGCGGCGGUCUGAAGCCAGCAACUUUACAGCAAGUCUGAGAGAACUGGAAAAGUGUGGCUGGUACUGGGGUCCUAUGAACUGGGAGGAUGCAGAGAUGAAGCUGAAAGGCAAACCGGACGGAUCCUUUCUGGUUCGAGACAGUUCUGACCCUCGGUACAUCCUGAGCCUCAGCUUUAGAUCGCAGGGAGUCACACACCACACCCGCAUGGAGCACUAUCGAGGGACAUUCAGCCUGUGGUGUCACCCGAAGUUUGAGGAUCGCUGCCACUCCGUGGUAGAAUUUAUAGAACGAGCCAUCAUGCACUCUAAGAAUGGCAAGUUUCUCUAUUUCCUGCGCUCCAGAGUCCCAGGGCUUCCACCCACUCCGGUUCAGCUGCUGCAUCCUGUAUCUCGAUUCAGCAACGUCAAGUCGUUACAGCACCUCUGUCGCUUCUGCAUCCGACAGAUAGUCCGCAUCGACCACAUCCAAGAGCUUCCACUGCCCAGACCACUGAUCUCUUAUCUGAGUAAGUUUUAUUACUAUGACCCCGAGGAAGAGAUGUACCUGUCAAUCAAGAGGAUUCGGAGGGUGGUGGAAGCAGAGCAGGAGGCUGAGUCGCAGACGUAGCAGCAGAACUCUCUUCAGCUCAAGAGGACGGCUCUGUACUGGUCUGCCAGUCUUCCAGCCUCAGCCCAUUGGCGUCCCUGGUCAUCCAGAUCCAGUUGGACAGGAAUGGACCCUUCUCUGCUCCUUUGGACCAAUCUGAGGAGGUGUUUGAUGUUGGACGGUGGAAAAAUGUUGACAGUUUCUGGAUCUGAAGAGUGACUGCAGAGAUGUCCUGACCCGAAACAUGUUGGAAGAAACGUCCAAAAUCAUAAACUCAGCUUUCCUAGUUUUUCAACCAGCUGGACUUUUAAAGAUACGAUGCACUGAUCAA
Molecule: messenger RNA, 2678 nt
Organism: Nematolebias whitei (Rio pearlfish)
Lineage: Eukaryota; Metazoa; Chordata; Actinopteri; Cyprinodontiformes; Rivulidae
Gene: socs7
Product: suppressor of cytokine signaling 7
Exons: 10
Coding region: 11-2368 (785 amino acids)
Biological process (GO): intracellular signal transduction; phosphatidylinositol phosphate biosynthetic process
Cellular component (GO): phosphatidylinositol 3-kinase complex
Molecular function (GO): 1-phosphatidylinositol-3-kinase regulator activity
Source: RefSeq, a predicted model, not a curated record